Coffea arabica (coffee) is the source of this 2172-nucleotide messenger RNA. The record is from RefSeq and is a predicted model, not a curated record. NCBI's taxonomy places the organism in Eukaryota, Viridiplantae, Streptophyta, Magnoliopsida, Gentianales, Rubiaceae.
GAAAAUUAGCUUCUUAUUCUUGUUUUUGGUUUGUUUAUUUCAAAUUGAUUUUGUCCAAUGCAUUUUAGUCAUCAAUUCUUUUCGUGAUGUUCUCGGGGGGAUCGUCAUUUUGAUGUCAUUAAUGUUAUUAAAGCAUAAAGGUUUUUAAGAUCGGGUUUUUUUUUUCGGAGUCACUGCUGAUUAUGGAGUCUCCGAUUUGUACGGUGUCGUUCCCCCGAACGGCCAGCCAAGUUCCUGUGACAAACUCCGGCUCCGACGAGUCUUUCAACCAUGGAUAGGAUUAGAUUAUUUUUGUGUAAUCCAAAGUAUUCCUUCUGAUUUGAUUACAGUUCUAAUGAUUAUAUCUGUUACAUUUAUUCUAUGUGUUUACAAUGAUUUUCAGCCAGUAUUAGACUCAAAUGAAUAGUUGAGAGACUAUCCUUGCUUCUAAUGUUGGUUCGUUGGUCUUGCAUUUCCUGAGUGGUUUAAUACUUUAGAUAUCUUAAAAUUAACCAUUUACUGGUGGGAGCUGCCUUUUAAGGUGGUCGACUUGAAAACCUAUAAAAAUUGCAAUGCCAUGACUUUAACAAUUAGUGUGAGCUUAUGAGUUGCUUCUAUUCUCUUGUUUGACAUUACAAGGAGAAGCUCCUUGUGAAUUUAUAGUGUCUUUUAUAUCACAACGUGCUAACAGGUGUUUCAUUAAGAACAGCAGUGUAAUAAAGCAAAGUCGAGUCAAGUUUAUGGCUUAUGAGCUCAAGCUGAACUUUGAAGUGCUCAAACAAAUGAAGUUGAGCUCGAGCUGUUUUACUUGAACAUUUGCUGCUGAAUGAGCUGGUAAUUUGCUACUAUAUUGAAUGUGAAGAUUAUGCUGUCCUUAAUGUUCUUCUACUUUAGUUAAUUAAUGAGUAUACACCGUUUAUGUGUCUUUGUGUGUGUGUGUGUAUUCUUUCAACAAUUCAAAAUGCUAAUUUCUUACUGUAUUCAAGUUAGGCAUGGACUCUGUUGAUAGAUUCAAGACGAUUGUUAAGAUAAGAAGCAAAAGUCUACAUUCAUGUCCAGUUAGUGUCAAGUACGUAAAGUCAGGUUCUUGUAUUUUUUGUGGAACUUGACAAGGAGUGAAUGAUGCUUGACAGAAUUAGAGUCUUGUAAUAAAUACAAUUCUAUAGCUAGAUUAGAACUGACUGCAAAGCAUUCAAUAGAAUAAUUUUCUGCUGGAGACUUUGCUUGUGCACUUUUUUGCUUUCUGCAUGUUUCCUGGUGUUUAGCUGAUAUUUUUUGAAAUGAUUGAAAAGGAACACCCUCCCCCGACCCUCCCAAAAAAAAAAGGAAGUAGUCAGGUUCUGGAUUGUAAGGUUCAAUGCUUGUGAAUAUAAUCAAUAUGGAGAUGAUUUCAGCUGCACAGGAACUCAAAAGAAAUGUUGAUUCGAUCAUACCCUGUGGUGUUCAGAAAUGAAUUCUCCUUCACUUGGGAACUAGUGCUUGACUAGGAGAAGAUUACUGAUGGCAGCUUCAGCUGAAGAAUAUGCGGCAUUUGAAGAAAGGAGCCUCCCACGAGCUGCUUUGGUGGAGAUGGAAACUCUGAAGCAGGCCUCUGCGAUCAUUGCUGAGAUGGCUGAUUCUCCCUUUAUGGUCCUUGGGAUGCCAAGACCUGUCAGAGCACGUGCUGCAGAAGUAGAAAUGUUUGACAGUCGCCCAAAGAAACCUGGCAGGAAGAUCACUUACAAGUGGCUGGACCCUGAAGAUCCUGAUUUUGAGGUUGCCAGGAAGAUUAAGGUUUUGACCAGAAAGCAUGCUUCUGAAACCGAAUUCCUGCUCAAUCAGCAUCAACUCAAGGAGGAGGAAAACCUUGCAAACCAGCAGCUGGAGAACUUGAAAGCGCACUAUAAGAAAUAUGAGUUGAUAGAUGGUGUCCUAUCUGACAAUACUGCCAAGAAAUUAGCAGAUCGAUACAGGAUACCUCUUUCAGAUGCUUGAAAGAGUUCCUCUUCAAUGUGAUUUAGCAUGUGAACAUUUGUAGUAGCUGUAUAUGCCGUUUGCGCUUCGUUUUGUAUAUAAGUUUUAUCGCUGGAGGUGAUUUGGCAUUCACUGCAAUCUUAAAAGAGCUUAGAUUAGUUGCAGGCUUGUGCUUAUUGUUGAAGGAUCUGCUUUUCCUUGCUAUAUUUGGUAAAUUCUUGCUUGUUACGAGAUUUGGUA